CGUAUACCAAUUUAACAAAAUGCGAAUCGCGUAUACGAUUGAACGUUGCUAUGCGCACCUGUCGCUUACAUCAUUUGACAUAUUAUCGGACUAUACAGAACUAAAUUGUGACUCGGCAAAAAUGGAAAAUAACGUCUUAAACGAUCGAAUUAACGAUGGAGAUUAUACAUUAAGAAGGAAUUAAUGAAAUGUCUGUGAUAAUCAACGAUGCAUAAAAAUGUUUUAGAUAGCAACAACAUUGUUUAUUUAUUUGUAAUCUACUCGGCUGAUGUAUGUCAAGGAAACAAGUGUUUGCAUAUUGUUAGCGAUCAAUUUACUCGCAAUGUUAUUUUAAACAUCUGUCGAGAUUAUUGUUAGAAAAUGGGAUAAGACAAACAUGGUUUCAUUUAUAUGUUAGUGGAUCUGUGUAUAGUCAGAUUCAUAUGCAUAUAUUGCUUUAUUAUGUUUGUCGUGCUGUACAGUUUAUUGAUACAGCAUGGAACUUAAAUGUACAUUGCAAGGUAAAUAUAUUAAUAUAAAUCAUAGUAAGUUAAAUACAUCUAUUACCAUUAAAUGUGCUUGUUUAUAUGUUAUUUUUUCCACAACUGCUUCUGAUGCGACUACAUGUUUCCCCGUAAUUCAGGUAUUCAGGGAACGUUUUUGCCCUUUUUUGCCUAAACGGCGCGCUAAAAUGCCCUUUUUGAAAGUAAUGCGCCAUGCCCCUUUGCCCUCCUGGGAAAAACACUACCAUACUGGACAGGUGGGGCUUCUUCCAGAGGUUGUCAUGGUCACCUUACCGGACAGGUUGGGUUGUCAUGGUCACCAUACCGGACAGGUGGAGUUUCCUCCAGGGGUUGUCAUGGUCACAAUGCUGGACAGGUGGGGUUUCCUAUAGGGGUUGUCAUGGUCACCAUACUGGACAGGUGGGGUUUCCUCCAGGGGUUGUCAUGGUCACCAUAAUGUACAGAUGGGGUUUCCUCCAGGGGUUUUCAUGGUCACCAUACUGGACAGGUGGGGUUCCCUCCAGGGGUUGUCAUGGUCACCAUAUCGGACAGGCAGGGUUUCCUCCAGGGGUUGUCAUGGUAACCACACUGGGCAGGUUGGGUUUCCUCCAGGGGUUGUCAUGGUCACCAUACUGGACAGGUGGGGUUUCCUCCAGGGUUUGUCAUGGUCACCAUACUGGACAGGUGGGGUUUCAUCCUGGGGUUGUCAUGGUCACCAUACCGGACAGGUGUGGUUGUCAUGGUCACCAUACCGGACUGGUGGGGUUUCCUCCAGGGGUUGUCAUGGUCAGCAUACUGGACAGGUGGGGUUUCCUCCAGGGGUUGUCAUGGUCACCAUACCAGACAGGUGGGGUUUCCUCCAGGGGUUGUCAUGGUCACCAUACCAGACAGGUGGGGUUUCCUCCAGGGGUUGUCAUGGUCACCAUACCAGACAGGUGGGGUUUCCUCCAGGGGUUGUCAUGGUCACCCAGUUUUUUUAAAACUGAUUUUGGGGAAAGGGCCUGGCCUUUUUUGAGUGGAAAAAAAUGGCGAAAAAUGCCCUGGAUUUUUGGGUUAAAAAUCACACAAAACGCCAGAUUUUGGGGGAAAAUCAGGAAAGUCUAAAAUAAUCAAUUAAGCAUAUUUUACUGUUUUAAUACUUUUUUUUCAAGGAAACAGAAAAUUUUCAGCGGGUCACAAAGAAGGAAAAAAAACCUGUCACCAUACCAGACAGGUGGGGUUUCCUCCAGGGGUUGUCACGGUCACCAUACCGGACAGGUGGGUUUUCCUCCAGGGGUUGUCAUGAUCACCAUUCCGGACAGGUUGGAUUGUCAUGGUCACCAUACCGGACAGGUGGGGUUUCCUCCAGGGGUUGUCAUGGUCACCAUACCGGACAGGUUGGGUUGUCAUGGUCACAAUACCGGACAGGUGGGGUUUCCUCCAAUGGUUGUCAUGGUCACCAUACGGGACAAUGCCACACUAAAAUUAAAAAUAUCAUUCAGUAAAGAAAAACAGCUGGAAAUUGUAGCUGUAAUUCAAAAUUCGUCAAAUACUUAAGUCCAAUAAUGUAUUAGGUAGGAGUGCUGGGACACACUCGGGGUCCAAAGAUAAUGCAGCCACAGAUGCGUAAGGACCUCAUAAACUUUGACAUACACACACAUGCACAUCGCAUGAACUUGUGU
This is a messenger RNA of Dreissena polymorpha, 2143 nucleotides long. RefSeq lists its product as uncharacterized. Bases 947 to 1462 code for a protein of 171 amino acids. The record is from RefSeq and is a predicted model, not a curated record. Lineage: Eukaryota; Metazoa; Mollusca; Bivalvia; Myida; Dreissenidae. The transcript is spliced from 2 exons.